Lotus japonicus is the source of this 816-nucleotide messenger RNA. Its product is annotated as 14 kDa proline-rich protein DC2.15-like. The transcript has a single exon. Bases 78 to 464 code for a protein of 128 amino acids. The record is from RefSeq and is a predicted model, not a curated record. NCBI's taxonomy places the organism in Eukaryota, Viridiplantae, Streptophyta, Magnoliopsida, Fabales, Fabaceae.
CCCACUCACAAUUCAACAUCAUCAAACCACACUGCAACUGUGUGUUCUCUUCAUUUCUUUCUUCUGUAACCUUUGCCAUGGCUUCCCACAAGCUCAUUGCUGCCAUUUUUGUGCUUUCCCUCCUCUCUUACUCAACAUUCUCCCACGCCUGCGGCUCAUGCAACCCCACCCCCAAGCCGAAGCCGAAGCCGACGCCAGCACCAGCAGGCAAGUGCCCUAAGGACACGUUGAAGCUAGGAGCUUGUGCUGACCUUCUAGGACUUGUUAACGUUGUUCUUGGAUCCCCUGCUUCGAGCAAGUGCUGUGCAUUGUUGGAGGGUUUGGCUGAUUUGGAGGCAGCAGUUUGCCUCUGCACUGCUGUUAAGGCCAAUGUGCUUGGAAUCAACUUGAAUGUUCCUGUCACGCUCAGCGUCCUCCUUAGUGCUUGCCAGAAAACGGUUCCUUCUGGUUUCCAAUGUGCAUAAGAUUCAAGUCGAUCCUGUCUUUCACUUGAUUUUCGUUUGGAUUAUAUUGAACUCAGUGUCGAUCCAUAUUUGAGUAACAUGUCGUUGAUGGAUUGGGAUAUGUGUCCAAAUGGGCAUUAUUGUUAUUUUGUGUUUUUGCAUAUAUCAGUUUCAUGUGGGUUGUGUGAUGUGUUUCGUGCUAAUUAAUAAUGGGGCAAGCCUUUUUGCCUUAUUUAGUAUCUUUGUUCUUUUAGUUUUAGUAAAUAAUUUAGGGAAAUUCCUUUUGAUGAUUGCGUUUCAUGCUUAAUUUGUGCAAUUCGUCGGAUAAUUGUAAUUUUCUUCUUCUUUAUUGGAUAUGUUGGAGGUGUGAAAA